GUUUUUGAUAAUUCAUAGCUUAAGGAGAGAUCGUAAGAUGGCCUUCUUCCAUCCCAUAGUUAUGUUAUUGGUGAUGCUUGGAUUGACCACUGCUAAGAAAGAGUCUCCCUGCAAUACUGGUUUUUCCAUUCCCUGGAACGGUGGUUACCAGUGUAUUUGUCCUCCCAACAAACAAGGCAAAAACUGUAGUGAAGAUGUUCCCGAUGCUGGUAAUUGUACCUGGCCUGGGAAUGAAAACGCAUGUUCCUCAGCACCCUGCCAUGGGGAGGACGCUAUGUGCAUCAACACUUUUGGCGGGAAUUAUAAAUGCUUAUGCCCACCCGGGACAAACGGCGACCGUUGUGGUGAAGGAACGUACUGCUUUCCAUGUGCAAGUAAAAGAUGGAGGAACGUCACAUGUCCUGUGUUCAACGACAAGCCAUUCUUGACAUCGAUGUCUGUGCAAGAAGUAACACUCAAUACCCAGAUAUCAAGGACACGAUGUACGAUGAACGACAAGUGGAGAUUCGAUUAUAGUACAGGGACCAUGUGGGUAGCCAAAGGUUGUAGGGGCGAGUUUUGUGUGCAUUUCAAAGAAGCUGAACCAAGUACAAUAACUGCAUCAGACACAACAACUGGACCAGGUACAACAACUGGACCAAGUACAACAACUGGACAAGGUACAACAACUGGACCAAGUACAACAACUGGACCAGGUACAACAACUGGACCAGGUACAACAACUGGACAAGGUACAACAACUGGACCAAGUACAACAACUGGGCAAGGUACAACAACUGGACCAGGUACAACAACAGGACAAGGUACAACAACUGGACCAAGUACAGCAACUGGACAAGGUACAACAACUGGACAAGGUACAACAGCUGGACCAAGUACAACAACUGGACAAGGUACAACAACUGGACAAGGUACAACAACUGGACAAGGAACAACAACUGGACCAAGUACAACAGCUGGACAAGGUACAACAAGUGGACCAAGUACAACAACUGGACACGGUACAACAAGUGGACCAAGUACAACAACUGGACAAGGUACAACAACUGGACCAACUACUACAACAACUGCUGGCAGUGUCCCAUGUGAAAGUCUCAAAUUGUCUGGGUUGUCACGGUCCUCCAAUCAACUAUAUCGAACUGGGAUCUUCAAGCUGCAAUCGAAUUUUUGGAACGAACGACCAGUUUACAAACACCUAUGGGAUCUAGAGUUUUUGUUCUAUGAAGAUGGAGCCUGGCUUAUAGGAUCAACGAUAGGAGAAACUCAAUCAGGAAUUCGUGUAAUCAGUUCAGCUCUGGAACCACAAGACGUGAUGGAAGUUUGGGAUUCUUGGGAUGGUAGCGCUUGGGUAGCUGAGCCAAGUCUGAUUGCAUCGUGUUCAGCUAUAUGUGACACGAUUUGGUUGAGUGGUGUUUCAUGGAAUGGACCACACGCCUACCUAUUAGGAGCUUAUAGUAUUUCAAAUAAUGAUUCAAAUGGAGCACCGAUCUACAAGAAACAAGAUGGCGCAAACAGUAGUGAAAUAACAAUUAGAAUGUCUGAUGGCAACAAAUGGAGCAUUAAAACAGAGAAUGAGACAUUAACCACAGAGUUUACAACAGCCAUCACAAACCCAGUUGAAAUAAAUAACACAUGGACUGUGUCAUCUGGUACAAUAGUCCUGGAUUGCUACUUUGGUCAAGAAGGAAUUUGUAGUGAGGUUCUGUUAGAUGGUAGUUCUAUUCAAAGGAAAAGACAGGGUAUCUUUUCACUUUAUGGUCCUCUUCUCAAUGGAAGGCCUGUCUAUAUUCACGAACGUGGAGACACCUUCCUUGAUUACAUAAUCAUGGACAAGCAAAGAAGGUUCUGGCUCGUUUCUGACAAUAUUAACUCCAGUUCUGGAGGGAUUCGUGUUUAUGACUCAGCGUUGUCGGCAGAUGGCAUAACUCGGACAUGGGAAACAUAUGACUCACAAGAUGGCUGGGUGAAAGAAACUAAAAUGGGAGCAGCAUGUAUUACAAAUAACACCGUCCCUAGCGAAACGUUAUACAUGGGGGGUGUGGUCACAUCGUCAACUCCACAAACUCAAAGGUUAGGAUUUUACACGAAACACAGAGACUAUCACAAUUCGAGACCAGUAUAUAUUCACGAAUCAGGCAAAUAUGCUCUGUACUACCUACUAUCUAGAGGAUAUUGGGGUAUUGUCAAGGCAACUGGUACGGCCAGUCUCUAUAUGGCGAUAUAUUCAGCAUCCCUUCUUCCUCAAGAGAUAACUGUGCCACUAUAUGGAUGGGUUUCUGGUUGGACAUUGAUGGAUAACAUCACCAUGUCUAGCUAUACAAACACAGGUGACGAGUCUUGUCGUAAGCUCAAUCUAUCUGGCAUGAAGCGUGAUUCGUUAAAUGGUCUUUAUGAGAAUAAUGACCAAGACGUUGGGAAGAGACCGAGCUACAAACACUCUGAUGGGCCUUACAACCUGUACUUUAGACAAUCGCAUGCGCAAUGGGUUAUCGGACAAGACCCUAUUCAAUCUUCCUUUUACGCUUAUACAUUUAACCCAGCUGUGGACCCAACCGAUAUUAGUACGAAUAUUUGGAGGCGAUGGGAUGGUAGUGAUUGGAUAGACCAGCCUGAUGUAGUGUGGAGCUGUCAGGAUGAUGUUACGGUGAGCUAGAAUAACAGCAGUUCCGAUUACUAUUACAACACCAACAAAUCAGACAUUUCGGACAAUUAAAAAUCAGUACUGUUAUUGCAACAAUACAUAUAUAUGAAUAGUGACUAAUCCAUUGAUUGACGCAAUGUGACAAUUUAACUCCAUUAUAUGUGUAACCUUUUACAUUUAUACAGGG
Molecule: messenger RNA, 2828 nt
Organism: Owenia fusiformis
Lineage: Eukaryota; Metazoa; Annelida; Polychaeta; Sabellida; Oweniidae
Source: the annotation of a GenBank genome assembly